CAAAAAACACUAUGCAUCCACCAAACUUCUUGUAUCCCAGUGGUGUGGUGAUCCUUCAAGUGGAACUUGGAAAGCCACUUGAAUUGGAAUGCCGUGUACAGUUUGGAUUUGAAAGAGUUUCUCAGAUGAGGGUAACAUGGAAAAGAAACCACAAAGAAAAUAUAAAUGAGAAAUUGAACCAGGAAACAAGAGUUUAUUCAAAAGGCUUAAAGGGGCACACAGUUCUUCAUGUUGCAAAACUGAAAGAAGUUACUGAAACAGACCUUGGAAGUAACUUCACAUGCUUUGCUGAGAAUUUGGUGGGGAAUGCCACCGCUGUGAUCCAGCUGAAAAGAAAGCAGAGAGUGUUUCUCUUUUAUGUACUAUGCAGUGCCAUUUCUACUCUAUUUGCGUUCCUUUUGUGCACUGCCUUUAUUUACCAGCACUGGAUUGAAAUAGUGCUGAUGUACCGAAGUUAUCUGGUCCACAACGAAACUACAGGAGAUGGCAAAGAAUUCGAUGCGUUUGUGUCCUAUGCAAAGCUAAACUCUUCUUCUGAAAGUGAUUCUGCUUUAAUUAGUGAGGAAAAAUUUGCCCUGGAGCUUCUUCCAAACAUGCUGGAAAAUAAAUAUGGAUACAAGUUAUGCAUUCUUGAAAGAGAUGUUCUUCCAGGAGGAGCAUACACAGAUGAAGUUGUUACAGCUAUUAAACAAAGCAGACGAGCAAUUAUUAUUUUGAGCCCAGCCUACAUCAGUGGACCAAGCAUCUUUGAACUGCAGGCAGCAGUGAACUGUGCGUUGGAAGACAAAAAGAUCAAAGUGGUAUUAAUAAAGUUCCAGGCUUUCCAAGAACCAGAGACUUUGCCUCCAGUAGUGAAGAAAGCUCUUCGGAUUUUACCCAUCAUUACCUGGAAGUCUUCUAUUUCUGCUGCUCCAAACAAGAAGUUCUGGAAAUACAUGCAUUACCACAUGCCAGUGAAAAGUACUAAGAUGCUGGGAAAUUGCAGCCUAAAGGACUUUUUUCCAAAGGUUAUUCAGUCUGGUAUAUCGGUAGCAGAAAUUUCACAGAGGGAUGACAGCAGGCUCAGAAAUGGUGACGUGAUUGUAAAAGACCUUUUCCACAUCGUCUGA
Pterocles gutturalis (yellow-throated sandgrouse) is the source of this 1109-nucleotide messenger RNA. RefSeq names its product interleukin-18 receptor accessory protein-like. Gene Ontology annotation, biological process: interleukin-18-mediated signaling pathway. The record is from RefSeq and is a predicted model, not a curated record. Gene Ontology annotation, molecular function: interleukin-18 receptor activity. The annotation marks the transcript as partial. The transcript is spliced from 6 exons. NCBI's taxonomy places the organism in Eukaryota, Metazoa, Chordata, Aves, Pterocliformes, Pteroclidae.